This is a messenger RNA of Cornus florida, 1126 nucleotides long. Its product is annotated as bZIP transcription factor RISBZ4-like. The transcript has a single exon. Gene Ontology annotation, molecular function: DNA-binding transcription factor activity; transcription cis-regulatory region binding. Gene Ontology annotation, biological process: positive regulation of DNA-templated transcription. The record is from RefSeq and is a predicted model, not a curated record. Gene Ontology annotation, cellular component: nucleus. NCBI's taxonomy places the organism in Eukaryota, Viridiplantae, Streptophyta, Magnoliopsida, Cornales, Cornaceae. The coding region runs from base 68 to 763 and encodes 231 amino acids.
CCUACCUCUCAUUUCUUCCCUUUCCUCCUCCUACCUUCCUCUUUAUCUAAUUAGCGGUUUUCCAGCCAUGUUGUCCACUUUUCCCGCCUUGUCGGCCUCCGACGGAUUGUUCGGAAUCCCAUUUCCGGCUUUCGAAGGUGGUUUUACCCCUUGGGAAUGCCAGGAACCCCUUUUUGCCUUUCCACAUGAGCUUGAACCGGUACUUUCUCCCCCAACCCCCCAAGAACCGGUCAUGUCCAAUUCCGGUUCGGACAACUCGAGCCCGAAGCAGGUUACUUCGAACUCAUGUUCCGGUCCGGAUGAACUGAACCUGCCCCAGAAAAUUUGUGGCUCCGGUUCAGAUGACCCAGACCCAAACCGGCCCAAGAAAAAUUGUGGCUCCGGUUCGGAUGACCCGAGCCGGGUUGAUUCCGUUGUUGUUGACGAGCGGAAGAGGCGUCGGAUGAUAUCGAAUCGGGAGUCGGCGAGGCGGUCUCGGAUGCGAAAACAGAAACAUUUGGAGAACUUGAGGACCCAAGUGAACCGGCUACGAAUCGGGAACCGGGAACUGACGAACCGGUUCCGUUUGGUUACGCAACAUUGCCACCUUGUAGGGAGAGAUAACGACCGGCUCCGGUCGGAGUCGGAGGUCCUCCGGCGAAAACUAUGGGACUUACAUCAAGUUCUGCAAGUCCGGCAACUUCAACAGUUCGCUGCUCUCUCUGCAUGGCCAUGUAAUAACACUGUUACGUCCAUGGACGAACAAAACCACCCACCAUCAUAAAUCAACUAAAUCAAUCAUAAAAACCACCUCAUGAUUAAUCUUUAAAACUUGAUCAACCAAAUCUCUCUCUCUCUCUCUCUCUCUGGGAUCUGUAAAUUAAAAGCUGCUAAGAAUUGGUGGGGUUUUUUUAGUGAUUUUUGAAAAAGGGUUGUUUGUUUGCUGAGAAAAAAAAAAAAAAAAAAAAAAAAAAAUGGGUGGUUUUUGGCAAAACCAGAGUUAUGAUCUUGUAAAGCUUUUAGUCAGUGUUUGGUUUAUCAGAUUUAAUUAAAGCCUUUUUCGUGUAUUAAUUAGUUUGUUGGUUGCACGGCGUUUUAAAAGCCUUUUAACUAGUUAAUUUUGCUUUACGAAUUGAAGUUUCAAUUA